AUUCUUUUUGGACAGAUCCUCUCCUUCCCGCAGACUCACGGGGGCGGUGAUCCAGGCUCGCUUCUGCCGCACUAACUGGAUCUGAAUAACAUCAUACCUCUGGAGAGAGUCACACCCAUUUCAUGCAGAAUCAGGACAAUAAAGCCAUGCUCAUUUGCUACUGUGUUAUCAUGGAUGCUUCCCGCGGCCACGGCAGAACCAAGAAGUUACGACAGAGCAUGUGGCCUGCACAGCCGGAACUAACGACUUCUCUGACCCUGAACAGAAGAAGAUGUCUUCUAGGGCAUCCCCUCCUUCUGCAUUGUUGUGCAUGUGGUUCAGAGGGACUGCCCUUCUCUGUGGUUCAGGGUGGACUGCAUGGGGAGCGCCUGCUUGAAAAUGAAGCAACAGCAAGGCCAGCACAGAAAAAGGCGAGCGUCACAGAAGCAGUGGGCUCCCGGCGCAGUGAGCGGCCCGCCCAGCCUUCCCCGGGAGCUGUAGGAGCAUCUCCGCAUCAAGCUCCAUCGUCUUGCGGUCUGUGUGUUUUAAUAUUGUUUUGCGAUGCUUGUCGGAAAAUUUCUCUUCAAGUUCCUUCUCAUCUUCAGGCUGAAACACUGGUAGGCAAAGUGAAUGUGAAGGAGUGUCUCCGGUCGGCCAGCCUAAUCCGGUCAAGUGAUCCCGACUUCAGAGUUCUGGAAGAUGGCUCAGUUUACACAACACACGACCUCGUCUUGUCUCCUCCAAGGAAGAGUUUUUCCAUUUUCCUGUCAGACAGUCAGCAGCAGGAGCAGAGAGAGAUGGAAAUUGUGCUGGAAGCAGGAGGAAAGAAGGUUCUGAGAAAGAGACACACCAAAAACGCAGCCCUCAAGCGCAGCAAGAGGCGCUGGGCCCCGAUUCCGUGCUCCCUGAUGGAGAACUCGUUAGGCCCAUUCCCACAGCACGUCCAGCAGGUCCAAUCUGAUGCCGCACAGAACUACACCAUCUUUUACUCGAUAAGUGGCCCAGGAGUGGACAAAGAGCCCUUCAAUUUGUUCUUCAUAAAUAAAGACACUGGGGAUAUCUUUUGUACACGAAGCAUAGAUCGUGAACAAUAUCAAGAGUUCCCGCUGUAUGCCUAUGCCACCACCGCCGAUGGGUACGCGCCAGAGUACCCCCUCCCCUUACUGUUCAAGGUUGAAGAUGAUAACGAUAAUGCCCCAUAUUUUGAAAACAAAGUGACUAUCUUCACUGUGCCGGAAAACUGCAGAACUGGAACUUCUGUGGGGAAAGUGACUGCCAUCGACCUCGACGAACCUGACACCCUACACACUCGUCUGAAAUAUAAAAUCUUACAGCAAAUCCCGGACCAUCCCAAGCAUUUCUCCAUCCACCCAGACACCGGCGUCAUCACCACAACUUCACUCUUACUGGACAGAGAAAAAUGUGAUACAUACCAGUUAAUCAUGGAGGUACGAGACAUGGGAGGCCAACAUUUUGGUUUGUUUAAUACAGGAACAAUCACUAUUUCACUCGAAGAUGAAAAUGACAAUUCACCAUAUUUUACAGAAAAUUCUUAUUUUGCAGAAGUAGAAGAAAACAGAAUUGACGUUGAGAUUUUACGAAUGAAGGUUCAUGACCUGGAUCUGCCAAAUACUGCUCACUCAAAGGCUGUGUACACAAUCCUACAGGGAAAUGAAAACGGAAACUUCAAAAUCAGCACAGACCCAAAUACAAAUGAAGGAGUCUUGUGUGUUGUCAAGCCAUUGAACUAUGAAGCCAUUCGCCAAGUUACUUUGCAGAUUGGUGUAGUUAAUGAAGCACAGUUCUCCAAAGCACCAAACUCACAACCUCCUUCUAUGUGCACGACAACUGUCACUGUUAAAGUUAAAGACAGCGAUGAGGGCCCUGAAUGCCAACCACCCGUCAAAGUCAUUCAGAGUAAAGAUGGCCUCCCAGCUGGCCAAGAACUCCUUGGAUACAAAGCCAUGGAUCCAGAAACACGCAGCGGCGAAGGCUUAAGGUAUAAGAAGUUAGGAGAUGAAGAUAACUGGUUUGAAAUUAACGAAAACACUGGUGACCUGAAAACUGUAAAAGUGCUAGAUAGAGAAUCAAAAUUUGUAAAAAACGACCAAUACAAUGUUUCCGUGGUUGCAACCGAUGCAGGUGGCAGAUCUUGCACUGGAACGCUAGUGGUUCUUCUGGAAGAUAACAAUGACCACCCACCACAGGUGGACAAGGACGUGACCAUUUGCCAGCACGCUCAGGACUUCGCUGUUCUCUCCCCGAUGGAUGCGGAUGGGCCUGAGAAUGGCCCGCCUUUUCAAUUCCUUCUGGAUAAUUCUGCCAGCAAACAUUGGACCUUAGGAUCAAAGGAUGGUAAAACUGCCAUUCUUCGUGCAAAACAACAUCUGGAUUAUAACUACUAUAAUGUGCCCAUCACCAUAAAAGACAGACACGGUCUUGCUGCCAAGCACGUACUGUCGGUCAGAGUAUGUGACUGUACAACGCCGUCCGACUGCAGAAUGAGCAGUCAAGUACGGGACAGAGAUGCCAAGCUCCCGAAUGUCAUCCUCGGGAAAUGGGCGAUUCUUGCCAUGGUGUUGGGUUCCGCACUGUUGUUAUGUGCUCUGUUUACAUGUUUCUGUGUUGUUACUAAGAGAACAGUAAAGAAAUGUAUUCCAGAUGAUGUAGCCCAGCAAAACUUAAUUGUAUCAAAUACUGAAGGGCCUGGAGAAGAAGUAAUGGAGGCAAACAUUAGGCUCCCCACACAGACCUCCAACGUCUGCGACACAAGCAUGUCUGUGGGCACCCUCGGGGGCCAGGGAGUCAAAACACAGCAGAGCUUUGAGAUGGUCAAAGGCGGAGGCGGACACCAGACCUUGGACUCUGUCAAGGGGGCAGGGCAGGGUGUGAUGGAGGCUGGCAGAUACACGUACACCGACUGGCACAGCUUUACCCAGCCCCGGCUUGGCGAAAAAGUGUAUCUGUGUGGACAAGACGAGGAGCACAAACAUUCCGAGGACUACGUCCGUUCCUACAACUACGAGGGCAAGGGGUCGAUGGCCGGCUCGGUGGGCUGCUGCAGUGACCGGCAGGAGGAGGAAGGGCUGGAGUUUCUCGAUCAUCUGGAACCCAAAUUUAGGACGCUGGCCAAGACGUGUAUAAGGAAGUGAGGGGCCUGUUCAGAGAGUGCCACCUGCAGCUGCAGAUGGAGGCGUUCACUGAACCUAAACGUGACCCCGCGUCUGCUAAUGUAUCGGCGGCAAACUCCGAGUGGUGUGGAUAAGUCACUACACAUGUCAAGCUCCCUCCAUUCCCGAGUCUGACAUAGCUUCGUGUUCUCUAGAAAUAAGUUUCAUGGGUCCAUUUUCUUCUGCGAGCCUGUACAUAUCGCCCCUUUCAGCAUCUUUUGUUACUUGUAUCCUGUGGAAGAGAGAGAGCUGGGUAUUGCGGAGUCUAAUAAAAAUGAAUUUUUGUUUUA
This is a messenger RNA of Myotis brandtii (Brandt's bat), 3439 nucleotides long. RefSeq names its product desmocollin 1 (gene DSC1). The coding region runs from base 123 to 3131 and encodes 1002 amino acids. Lineage: Eukaryota; Metazoa; Chordata; Mammalia; Chiroptera; Vespertilionidae. Gene Ontology annotation, cellular component: plasma membrane; desmosome. Gene Ontology annotation, molecular function: calcium ion binding. The record is from RefSeq and is a predicted model, not a curated record. The transcript is spliced from 21 exons. Gene Ontology annotation, biological process: homophilic cell-cell adhesion.